Messenger RNA from Peronospora belbahrii, 1173 nucleotides. The record is from the annotation of a GenBank genome assembly. NCBI's taxonomy places the organism in Eukaryota, Oomycota, Peronosporomycetes, Peronosporales, Peronosporaceae.
AUGACCGAAGUUGAGCUGCAGGCGCCGCCAAGUGACGGCGUCUCCUGUCUACGUUUUGGCACUCAAUCGCAUCUUCUGGUUGCAUCAUGGGAUGCAAUGUUACGUGUAUAUGAUGGUGCUAGAUUGCGCACGAGCAUUGAGAUGGAGACGCCCGUACUCAGCUGCUGUUAUGGCAAAAGCGAUGCCGAGGCCUUUGCCGGUGGUCUAGAUUGUAUUGUGAACCAAAUUGACGUGACAACGCGUCAAAAGACAGCGCUUGGGACGCAUGAUGCUGCUGUGAGACAUGUGGGCUACUCGAGGGAGUUUGGACUUGCGGUGAGUGGCGGCUGGGACGGCAUGAUCAAGGUAUUUGACGUCCGGAAUGGAGCCAAUGCCAAGAUUCACGAGGCUAAAGUACCUGGAAAAGUCUUUGGAAUGGACGCUUGUAGUCAUUUGGUGGCGACUGGGACAUCCGAGAGACAAGUGGCGGUGUUUGAUCUGAGACAAUUGACUCAGCCACUUGUCCAGAAAGAAAGUCCCUUAAAGUAUCAGAUGCGAUGCGUAAGUAUCUUUCCUGAUCUUACUGGCAUUGCUCUAGCAUCAGUAGAAGGACGUGUAGCACUUGAGUACUUUGAAGACGACAUGGUGACGACGACAGCGGAAUCGAGUAAGAAAAAACGUAGUUACGCGUUCAAAUGUCAUCGUGGUAAAAUGGAUGGCCAGACACUUAUUUAUCCCGUCAACUCGAUUUCUUUUCAUCCGACUUACGGUACGUUUGCUACGGGUGGAUGCGAUGGAGUUGUGAAUUUUUGGGACGGCGCCAACAAAAAGCGCAUUACGCAUUUGCGCCAAUACCCGACGAGUGUCUCGGCGCUGGAUUUUAAUCAUGAUGGAUCAAUACUUGCCAUUGCUGCCUCGUACACGUACGAACAGGGCGAGAAAGACCACCCAAACGAUGCAAUUUUUCUUCACACGGUGCAGGAUUCUGAGAAAGAGCUGAAGGAGAAAAAAGUUGUAAGAUACCAGAGACUGACAUCAUCGUCCCCUUCAGCAAUUGCACACAGCCUAAGGAGGGCACAGGCGCGACAUGCUAAGGAGCAAUGCUUGAUCUUACGGGAUCAAGCGGCAUUUUGUUCUACCUUCUUUGGUUCUUCUCGUUUGGUUUCAUGUAUACACGUCGCGAUUGCAGCUUAA